Molecule: messenger RNA, 7219 nt
Organism: Triplophysa rosa
Lineage: Eukaryota; Metazoa; Chordata; Actinopteri; Cypriniformes; Nemacheilidae
Product: band 4.1-like protein 1
Exons: 26
Coding region: 136-4398 (1420 amino acids)
Biological process (GO): cortical actin cytoskeleton organization
Cellular component (GO): plasma membrane; cytoskeleton
Molecular function (GO): structural molecule activity; actin binding
Source: RefSeq, a predicted model, not a curated record
GUGCUUCACCGAGAAACAGUCGACGGGAUCUGGGCGGGACCGGAUCGACACCAGUGCGCUGCGUUAACCACCAAACCUCCAUGAUCCACACCUGGACGAGCGCUUGACAGCUCAGUAAAUUGAAGAGCGGUUAUUAUGAGGACAGAGACGGGCCCUGAGGCGGGGGCCACAGUCAACAUGCAACAGUCAGCUUCAGAUGGCAAAAUGGCCAAACAGGAAAAUAAGGCUCAUGAUGAUCACAAAGACACAGAAGACACAUCAGAAAGGACGACGCCGGGCAAGAGCCCCAGAUCUCCUCAGAAAGGCUCCAAACGCUCCAAGACGGUCCCCUUCAAAGUCACUCUUAUGGACAGCUCAGAUUAUGAAGAUAACAUUGAGAAACUGUGUAAAGGGCAGCAUCUCCUGGACGUGAUGUGUGAACAUCUAAACCUGCUGGAGAAGGACUAUUUCGGCUUGACCUUCAGUGAUUCUGACAGCCAGAAGAACUGGCUGGACCCAUCCAAGGAAAUCAAGAAACAGAUGAGAACUUGUCCUUGGCAUUUUACCUUUGCUGUCAAGUUCUAUCCACCGGACCCCUCUCAGCUCAUGGAAGACAUUACCAGGUACUAUCUGUGUCUGCAGCUGCGCAACGACAUUCUCUCCGGCCGCCUGCCCUGUUCUUUCGUCACACAUGCUUUGCUGGGAUCCUACACCGUCCAGGCGGAGCUGGGAGAUUACGAUCAGGACGACCAUGGCUCAGACUACGUCAGUGAUUUACGUUUCGCUCCAAAUCAAACCCGUGAGCUGGAGGAGAGGGUGAUGGAGCUACACAGAACUUACAGGGGAAUGACGCCGGCGGAGGCAGAAAUGAACUUUCUGGAGAAUGCAAAGAAGCUCUCCAUGUAUGGGGUCGACCUGCAUCACGCUAAGGAUUCAGAAGGGAUUGAUAUUAUGCUGGGAGUGUGCGCCAACGGUCUAUUGAUUUACCGUGAUAGGCUGAGGAUCAACCGCUUUGCCUGGCCGAAGAUCCUCAAGAUCUCCUACAAAAGGAGCAAUUUCUACAUCAAUAUCCGCCCUGGAGAGUAUGAGCAGUUCGAGAGCACCAUAGGCUUCAAGCUCCCCAACCACAGAGCUGCCAAGAGACUAUGGAAGGUCUGCAUCGAACACCACACCUUUUUCAGGCUAGUAUCUCCAGAGCCGCCACCAAAGGGAUUUCUAGUGAUGGGUUCAAAGUUCAGAUACAGUGGGAGGACUCAGGCCCAGACACGGCAGGCCAGCGCUCUGAUCGACCGACCCGCUCCACACUUCGAACGAUCCACUAGCAGGAGAUACCUUCUGUCUCGCAGUCUAGAUGGAGAGUUUUCCCGACCGGUGUCCACAUUGGGUGAGAUUCAUGAUGGUCUGUCCCAGAAGAGUGAGAGCGAGCAGCCGCAGUUUCUGUCUGCAGAUGAAGCUGAACCUGAUCUCAGUCUGGACCAAGACCAGGACCAGGACCAAGACCAAGACCAAGAUCUUGACCAGAAGAAGAGUGAGGGCAUGACCCCUACCAGGAAAAAAGACAUUAAGGAGGAUGCAAGUCUGGCUCUUGAUAAAGAGGAGCAGGAGUUAACCCCGCUACACAAGCAGGAGUUUCUAGACAAGUCAGAUGAUGUUCUCCUGAAGCACCAGGCCAGCAUCAAUGAGCUGAAGAGAGCCCUGAGGGAGCCCAGCAGUAAGCUGGUGAACCGGGAAAAGCGCCUGUCAGCGACGUCCCCCGGUGAAACUCCAGAGAAGAAGGCAGCAGCCAUGUGUCAGGAGGCUGUUGUUGCAGGCGGAAGAGAACCUGUCAACAGCCUCACUGUGGAGGGCUUCAUACAGAAGACUCUCGUGACUUCACCUGAGGGCUCUGAGGAAUGGGUGUUGAUCGAAAAACGAGACGCGUAUCAAACGGACUAUGAAAUAGAGGAGAAAGAACGGAACAAAGCUAGCACGUCUCCCCCACAACUAGUCGUUGAUCUACUUCCGAGAAAAAAGGAGGUAGAAAAACAACGCGAAAUUACCAAGAUGAUACACAUUGAGCUAAUGGGAGAGGAUGGUGAAGAAACACAAUUGCAAAUGGAGACUUUUACAUCCACAAAAGUAACACAGAAGGAAAGGCCAACAGAAUCAAAUGUAAAGAGGGAAGAUGGUAUGUUUUCCUCAACAAUCGAAGCGAAAUCAGAUUUAUAUACAGUCGGUAAAUCAGACAAAGUGCCUUGUUCACCUGUUGAAUCAAGAUCUGAGACUAUGAAGACCUUUAAUCCAGAUGCUACUAGUGAAUGUGCUCCACGUAAGGUCAGAAGAGAGAAAAGACCUCAAAGCUUAAACCUGGGUAUGUCUAGGGACUUUGUGUAUGAAACAGAAGCCAAAAGUUCAAACAUCACAGAAGACAGUGUGGAGUCGGAUGAGGACAAUAAUACUGAAUCUAUUGAAGAGACUGCUGUUUGUCAUCCAACAACAGACACAUGGUCACCAUCCAUGAUGAAAAAGCUAAAUCAGCCAGCAGAUGCUGGGUCACCUCUCGAAGAGAAGCAGAGGGAGUUUGACAAAGUCAUGGGAAAAGACUUGCAGAUUCCCGAUCAAGGAGUGACAAGAUCUGAUGAAGCAGAAGGUCAAGAGAAGCCAUCCACCGAAAUAAAGAUUAUGAACACUGAAGACAAACAAGAAAACCAAGAUUCGGUAAAUGAUCCUGGUAAAGAUGAGCUAAAAAAAGUCAAGACUGAUAUUAGAUUUGAGGUUACCAAAGUCAUCAUGAUUGACAACAACGGGAACAAAGAGGAGCCAGAGAAUGUAGACGAGCAAAGAAUGGAAGAGUUGGAUCUUGAGAGGAACAAUAUUCAACUGGAUAAAACAGAGAUGGUUCAAACAGCCAAGGAAUUGAGAAAGACCAACCUGAGAGUAACAGGACACUCAAGAACUGAUAUAACAAGAAUCGUUCCAUUGAAACCUGAUAGAGCGAAGAGUCAGGGUUACAAAGAUGACAUAGAUAUUGGGCAAGACUCAGAACUGAUGAAAAGAAGCUUCAAAAGAUACAGCAUGAAUGAAUCUUUCGAAAGACAGUUUGACCCCAGCAAGUUUGAGUGCAGGGAUUCCAACGCAAGUUUCACCACGAGUCCUGUGGAAGCUAAAAUAAGUCCGAAGGAAUCAUUGUUGGCUAUGACAGACCACUAUAUUUUAGGGAGCUCAGAGCAAAAAACAAGCGAUGUUGGCGGUUCGCCACAAGAAGGAGCGAUGCAGGAUGCAUACACCAGCCGAGUGGUCCAUGGAGAUCUUCUGCAUCCCGAUGAAGGACUUUCUGAUGUCCAAACUCAACUCCCCAGGACACCAGUCCACCAAAAAAAUGCCCCUCCGACUCCACCAGUGAAAACAAAGAAAGCCAGAGAAUCUGUUCUUAUUCUGCGCAAUAGCCGCAACUUCAGCACAGACACAACUAUAGAAGACAAGAAGAGCCUUCCGGAGUCUCUGUCCUCUGCUUCUCAUGAAGACCAACGGGAUUAUGAUAAGCAGCAACCGCCCUCCGUCCUGGAGGACGACAGUAAUCGCGAGCCGGCGGUGCUGAAGGACACCCACCUGGCCAUCGAGAGAAAAAGUUCAAGCAUGACAGUCAGUUCCACCUCAAGCCUGGAAGCUGAGGUGGACUUCACUGUAGUCAUGGACUUACACAGCGGAGUGGAGGAGUUCACAAGAGGCAUGGUUGAACUGGGCGAGAAGGACCAGUGGGUGGAGAUGGGCGGGGAAGGGUUUGAGGACAUACCCAAGUCUCUCUCCACCCGCCGCACGAAUUUACGAGAUGUGUCGCCCGGAAGGGAGCGUUUCCUUGAAGGUCGCGCUCAUCAAGAUCUAGAGCCUCCCCCUGUUGCCAAGAAAGACCCCAGUGCUGUGAGUGCUGCUCAGAUGUUGAGAAAAGGAGAAAUUAAAGUGACAGCAGAUUCCAAUGACUCUGAGGUUGAACUCAGCUCUGAUCAUCCUUCAGAGGAAAAUAACACUGUUGUCAACUGCAAGCCAACCAAAGUCUCCAGUACUGACGUCACACAACCACAGAAGGUGGAGACGAAAAUGGAAGAGAGCGGCAUUAAAGAGCUGAAAGAGAACGGCUCCCCUGUGAGGACAAACAGUCUGGGAAGAGAAUUUGUGGCGUCUCCUCUCACCAUAACCACAGAAAAUGUUACAUCAGCCACCACCACUCAAGUGACCAAGACGGUGAAGGGAGGGUAUGCAGAGACCAGGAUUGAGAAAAGAAUAAUCAUAACAGGCGAUGACGAUGUUGACCAACAUCAGGCUCUUGCCAUGGCAAUACAGGAAGCCAAACAACAGCAUCCUGACAUGCUGGUGACUAAAGCAGUGGUGGUCAGGGAAACAGACUCGACCUUUGAAGAGAAACAGCGGAGAUCAGAGUCUUGAUCACAAGAGGGUGCUGUUUGGCAACACUGACAGAAGAUCCGUUUUGGAAAUCUCCUCUGCUUUACAUUCUUAUUGAGAGAUGAUGGCUCACGCUACUGAACAAGGAACACAAAAUGUACCACCAGCCAUCUCCAACCGCUGUCCCAUCUUACCCCUCUUCAGCUACCCUGUGUCCGAAACUAUCCAAAACCUACAAUGUCUCGUCGUCUGAUGUCAACGCAUUGUACAGUACCAUGCAAAGUAUUUUCCUUCCAUUAUACUGUAUAAACAGCAGCCCUGAGUCAUCUGCAGUCCUUAAGAGAUUUUAAACCUAAAUUGUAUAAAUGUCAAUAGUUUAACAUAAAAUUUAGAGUGGAUAUGAAAAAGAAAUGCUGAAAGUGUUGGAUAAAUUACUCCAUUCUGUCACGUAUGCACAUCAGACUUAGUUCCCAGAGUUUAAAAACCUUUUUUGGGGUUCGUUUGAGUGUACACUGUUUUGGGGACAUUCUAUAUCAACCUGCCAUUCCUGAUUUUGUCAUCACAGUGUGGAUUACUCGGUUCCUCUCAUCAUCAUCUUCAGUCUUCCAUUUUGGAUUCAUGCAUGACUUUUAAAAUUCACUGGAGAAGUCUGGACAGACACUGAAGCUAUGUACCCAUGCUGCCCUGGAUAAUAUAGCCACGGGUCGGCCUCUAGCUAUAGUUCACUAAUAUACUCGAUUGCUGUUUUCUAGCUUUGUAAAGAUUUUUGAAUAAUUGUUGAUCAUGUGUUUGCCUGUUAAUUAUGAAUAUUUAUCAAUUUGAUUAUCAUAUGCGUAUGCAUGAAACGAAUAGCAGAUUUGGACGGUGGAAGCCCACACGCAUCAAACCUGACGGGUUGUACUACAGUUGCUGUUGUUUUAUAGAUACCCCAUGAGUCAAAACAAGGGACGACGCCGAAUUGCACAUCCCAUAAUAAGCGAAAGAUCAUGUGAUGUAUAUCAUUUUAAAAUCAAUGCAGCAUUUUGGAUUGCAGGCAAGAUGCAACAUGUCAGCUCUUGCUUUUCUUUCCGUCCCCAAUUUUAGUGGAUCGAACCAAUCUCCCUGUUUCAACCUGACACCCAGCUGUGUUCUAAAACCUAUAGUGAGCUGCUUAUGUAGGCAGCACUUCAAAGUGUCAUAUGAGCGAACAAAAUUCAAAGGUAGCAAAAAUAAUUCUGCCUUUUGAAAUACUGAAAUUCUGCUUAUAGCCAACACAUUUGGCUAACAUCAUUUACAGUGAAAGCAGUCCCAUAGUGCAAUGUGGCAUUGACAGCGAACAUUCCAAAAGGUUCAUUUACAGUUAAUUUAGGAUGCUGCCUAUGUAGGGAGUAGACAGCAAGGUAGCACACUAGGUUUGAUUUAUUGAAGUGAUGCUCGACGGGCAAUGUUAGAAUUUAUACCAACACACUUUUAAUAGAGAUUUUAUUGAAAUGAAUGUUUAAUUUUUUUCUUUGCUUUUUUAAGUUAUGCUGUAUGACUUGGAUGUAUUUAUAUGAUUGCUAAAUGUGAGCCCUUGGGUUUUCCGUCUCUUAAAUGUUACCACCUACAGCAGUGUGAAUAUUACAAUCUCCUGUAAAAUGAUCAUCGUGUAAAUAUUCUAUGCAUUCUUAGUAAAGCAUCCUGAGGAAAAUACAACAAACAGAGGGGAUUUGGAAAACUGUGAGCUGUUUUUGUCAACAACUCUGCAAUAACAUUUACGUUUAUAGAGAAAACUGUGAUUAAGCAUGUUCCGUAUUACGGCUGUAUGCACAAACACGUCACUGUUAACCACGGCUCUGUACGUCUCACUGCUGUCUCCUGAGGGAUGGAAGACCCUCGGGACAUGUCUGGUCUGCUGUUAAACUGCAUCUGUGAAUCAAAUGAGAAUCUGUAUUUUUUUUCCAGGGUAGUGUCACUGAAUUUCCCGAUUAUACUGCAAAAGCUCCAGGCAGCACUUUUUUGUUUUCUGCACCGAUUUGGGUGGAAACGUGCAAAACAGAUACAAGCAUGGUUAAAUGGAGAGUAUUGAAAUGAAUGUGGUGUAAUUCUUGCACCACCGGCAUCACAUAGACAAGUUUCCCAAAUACACCACACCCUUUCUUUCAUUGGUCGGAUAAACAUAAACGUUACAGUUCAACUAAAAUCUCAGAUUCAGCGCGUGCCUGCUCGAGCAAUGUUGAUCUGCUGUUCAUUUUGGGAUAAAACGGUUACUUCGUGAUGCAAUUUGGAAGGGAGGAGGCGAUGUCUUGUAGCGCAGGUGUUUGACUCAGUUUGAUUCGGAAACAUUAAGAGAAAGGUGUGCAAGUGAUUGUUUCUGUACCAACACAAUUUAGGGCUGUUACUGUGAUGAUGAAUAUGAGAGAAUAUCAAUGUCAUAUCAAUAUUGGGUGCCUUAUUGUUUCACUCAAUGCCAUCUGAGGCAAGACAAGUUGUUACCUGUAAUCCAUUGAAACAAAAGCAAAAGUUUCAGAGUUGAUCUCGUGGAUCAAUAUGGGUCUACAGUCUGUCACAUGGGAUGCUGUAAUGAAUCUUGUGAAUGGAGCUAAAUGUAUUUAUCUCUGUUGACUGGUGCAACUUACUGUAGAUCUGUAAUAGAGUUUGACAUGACACAAGUUUAAAAGGACGGACCACUGGAACAAAUAAAGUGAAAGCGGGUACAGUACCUGAUGCUCUGUGCAUGGCAUGAAGCAUUGGAUUUCUCUUCCUAAACUACUGUCCUGACCCCUUCCAUUGACACGUGUCUUUCAGAGUUUUAUAGCCACAUAGUACUUAAUGGUGUGUGUUUACUGUAUUUGCAUUCAGCCUAAAUGGAGUACAGAAUACAACAAUAAACGUCUCAAUGCCA